GCUGACCAGCGGAGGAGCUGACCGGUCGCCGGUUCCUCAGCUCACCACACGAGGCCGUGUGACCGGGUGGGCGGAGCCACGUCGGGUCGGGUCGGCCGUGGCACCGGUCCGGGGGACAGGUGUCACUGCUCCGCCGACCGGCGCCGCGGCCGCACGUCCGGCUCUUCCGCUCUCUUCUCUCUUCUGUACGACUGCGGGCCCUACACCAGAGGGUCUUCUCAGGUUAUCAGGACUUGUCUCCAACAGUCUCCAACCCAGUGUCAGUCGGUCCCGGAGUCGUCGCUACAGCCGCUUCAUCUCGCGGAGUCCAACACGGACCAUACAGCACAGAGCACACCAGCCAUCUGAGCACAUCGGAGCACCCGGAGCACGCCGAGCACAGCCAUGGCGCUGGAGACGGUGCGCGACAUCACUGCGGGCCUGUGGCAGCGGCGUGACCCGCGCGUGCGUCACCAGCUGCUACAGGCCUCGCCCAGCCUGGUCCUGGCCGUGCUGGCCGCCUACCUGCUGCUGGUGCGCUACGGACCGCGCCUGAUGAAGAACCGGCAGACGCCCAACCUCACCCUGGCCAUGGCCGCCUACAACGUGCUACAGGUGACUCUUAGCGCCUACAUGAUGCGCGAGUUCAUAGUCAGCCGGCCCCAGCGGGUCAUCUGCGCCGUGGUUGAUGUCAGCGAGAACCCUGUCUCCAAGAGACUGGCCGACGCCUGCUGGCUGUUCCACAUCAGCAAGGCCGUGGACUUUCUGGACACGGUGUUUCUGGUGUUGAAGAAGGACAACAAGCGGCUGACGUACCUGCACGUCUUCCACCAUGCGUCCAUGUUCUUCAGCUACUAUAUCGCCACGCUGUUCUCGCCGGGCGGCGCCUCCUGGCUGGGCUGCGCGCUCAACUGUUUCGUCCACUGUGUUAUGUACGGCUACUACUUUCUGGCGGCGCUGGGACCGGCAGUGCGCCGCCACCUCUGGUGGAAGCGCUACCUCACCCAGCUGCAGAUGAUCCAGUUCAGCAUCAUCCUGCUGCACAUCAUCAGCAUGAGGCUGCCGGGCCUGCGGUGCGGCGCGCCCCUCUGGGCCGGAGCCAUGACCUUUGUCUACCUCCUGGUGCUCACCGGACUCUUCCUCAACUUCUACAUGCGCUCCUACCGUGGCGACGCCAAGCGGCAGAGCGGCGAACCCAAGCCGCGAGCCGCGUCGACAGAGGUCACUACCAGUACACCCGUCAAGAAACAAAAGCACUUGCCGCUAAUAUGGCGCAUGCUGCAGACCCAUGGUCUCGGCUGUUUUCACCAGAACGACUGAGGGCUGAGUGGACGAUAAGGCAGACCAGCUCAGUGGCGGUCAACCUCUGCCCUUCUCUUACUCUAUCUCCUGAAAGAUGAGGACGGGCCAUGACCGUCCGCCUUCCACCCUUUAGACGCGGCUGGUCCCUUCCCCAUUGCAGCCACCGUUCCGUGCUUCUAUCCUUAGGAUACUGAAAUCCUUCUCCUCCACGCCGCAACCCCCUCCGGGCUGGACAGGCAACUUUAUCUCGUGCGGGCUGCUCCCAUGGAGCGGCACCGCUGCUCCCGAGGGAGCGCACCCCGUAGCCGGGUGCAGUGAGUACCUUGGGGCUGGUCGGCCUGUCUUUCGGGACGUACUCAGCUCCGGUGACUCACUAGGGUGCCUGCCCAGACCAUUGUCUCCCCCUAAUUCCUAUCAUCCUUCCGGCUCUGAAAUGGUCUCGUCAGACCGAAAGGGCCUAACUCAACACAACAAAACAAAACAAACAAACCCAUUGCAGCCUUGAGAUAUGGGGAAUCUGUCAUUCACCGGCCCAGACCUACGGCGUUUCAGGUGCAGACAAACUGUUGUAUUAUGUUCUGUGGCAUGUAGAUGCUCGGGCAGCGUGAGGUUGUUCUUAGGUGGAAGAAACUCCGGUAUCUUUCCUUAAUUAGAACCUAGAUGUAGCGCAUAUUUAUGCAUAAUAUUUGAGGGGGCUACUCUUACUUUACGUGGAAUAGUGUCAACUUUUAUCAGCAGAUUCUUCUGACAGAGUCAUGCUUCAAUGCUAUUUAUCUUCGCAUUAUGAGUAAAAUGUUGUAACAGCUAAUAUAGGCGGAUGCUUGUCAGCCAAUUAACUGCCAAUAUUGUUCGUAUCAAAUGGCAAAUACUAAUUUAGGUAUCUAAUUAUGCCAGAGGAAUCCAAUAUAUGCUGGUGUUGUACAGGCGUGCCAUCAUAAUGCUAUGAAAUGUGAUUGUGUAAAUACAUUUAAGAGGAGGUAUAAGAGGUCACUUC
This is a messenger RNA of Amphibalanus amphitrite, 2275 nucleotides long. Its product is annotated as elongation of very long chain fatty acids protein 7-like. Bases 385 to 1299 code for a protein of 304 amino acids. Gene Ontology annotation, biological process: fatty acid elongation, monounsaturated fatty acid; very long-chain fatty acid biosynthetic process; fatty acid elongation, saturated fatty acid. NCBI's taxonomy places the organism in Eukaryota, Metazoa, Arthropoda, Thecostraca, Balanomorpha, Balanidae. The record is from RefSeq and is a predicted model, not a curated record. The transcript has 4 exons. Gene Ontology annotation, cellular component: endoplasmic reticulum membrane. Gene Ontology annotation, molecular function: fatty acid elongase activity.